AUGGCAGUGCGGGCAACCCUGCUGCUGGGGCUACUGCUGGUGGUCCUGUGCCCUGGGGAUGCAGCCCUCCUGGAAGCCAACGGCAACCUGAACUGCCGCUGUGCCAAGACCACCACUGCCUUCAUUCCCUUGCGCAAGUAUGAGAGCGUCGAGGUGCGGCCAGUGGGGAGCAGCUGCCGGCGCCUGGAGGUGCUGAUUAAACUAAAAACACUCGAGAGGAUCUGUGUGGAUCCUAACACCCUCUGGGUGAGGAAGCUCCUGCAGGACCUCCCGAAGCUGAGGAAGAAAGCUGCUCCCCAGUGAGGCCUGGCACGAUGGCCCCAUGGCUGGAUACUCUGCUCCCCACCACUGCUUCUCCCCAGCCCAGAGGGCAUUUUCCCCUGUUAUGCACCCGUGGAAAGGCAGAGGCUUUUCCCCAUCUCCACAGUGAUUCAUCCCGCAGCCCCCCACUGUCAGCAGCGAGUGAGAUGUCUCCUCUGAGCACAAGAAACUGAGGUCUGUCACUGGAGAGCCUGCUGACCAACAAGAGGUGCAAGUGUGUCAAAGUGACUGCCCAGGUCAUCGGCCUGG
Molecule: messenger RNA, 570 nt
Organism: Centrocercus urophasianus (Greater sage-grouse)
Lineage: Eukaryota; Metazoa; Chordata; Aves; Galliformes; Phasianidae
Product: C-X-C motif chemokine 13-like
Exons: 5
Coding region: 1-303 (100 amino acids)
Biological process (GO): chemokine-mediated signaling pathway; cellular response to lipopolysaccharide; antimicrobial humoral immune response mediated by antimicrobial peptide
Cellular component (GO): extracellular region
Molecular function (GO): chemokine activity; CXCR chemokine receptor binding
Source: RefSeq, a predicted model, not a curated record